This is a messenger RNA of Phasianus colchicus (ring-necked pheasant), 3025 nucleotides long. RefSeq names its product GIMAP family P-loop NTPase domain containing 1 (gene GIMD1). The record is from RefSeq and is a predicted model, not a curated record. Lineage: Eukaryota; Metazoa; Chordata; Aves; Galliformes; Phasianidae. Gene Ontology annotation, molecular function: GTP binding.
UACUCUUCAUGUACAUAUAUGUACGCAUUCAAGAACAUGAAACACAAAAUAACCUACUACCUCCAUUAUUGCUCUCACAUUAAACUGCUGGUAGAAAUUAAGCAACUUUCAAAAAUACCCACUUUUUAUAUAAAACUGCAUUUGCAUCAGACAGUGCUAAGUACUGACCAAACACAACAAAUUGAAUGAGGAUCUAUCAGUAAUAGAUUAACCAGAUUAAUGUGUGCGUAACAGUCUCAGUGUGGUACGUUGCUGCUGUAAGUUUCAAAGUUCACAUAUGAACUUCUUGCUCAGCACACACGGUUUAUGAAUGAAGCUUGAAUAAAAAAAAGACUUUCAGAAAAUAUAAGGUAAGCGACAAACUAUGAAAUUAACCUAAGUGUUUAAGUGCAGACUGCAUAUAGGGAAAAAAGAAGAAAAAUCCUUGGUUAUGACAGCGGGAAGAAAGAGGUAGUAGGAAGGAAUGCAUGAAUUCAUGUCCGCCAUCUAAUAUUAUAAUGUUACAGAAGAUGAAUACAAUUCACAUUUAGAUCAAUGAAUGAACUGAUAACAGUAACGUCUUGAAGUGUCUUUUUUUAAAGAGAAUAGGCAGGUAUUCUUAAGAUUAAAAGUGAAGUGAUAAUGGAAAGUUCCAUAAAAAAUGCCAAAUGCUCCAAGAAAGAUCAUGCAGAGAAUUCAGUGUUGUCUAUAACAAAAUUAAUAUUUUAACUUAAUAGUUCUUGCAUAUUUGGCUUUGCGCUGGAUUUACCUCAAGAGACUGAUUUAGGCAUGGACUUAAUAGAAAGUAGAAUCACUGAUCUGCUCAAGCAAAAAUCUGAAUAAAUUAAUUGCAGGCAAUCUCUAUGUACAUAAGCACAGUAUAUUAAAAAGCAACCAACCAACAGACAACACAUUGAUUUCAACAUCACUGAUAACUUAAAAUAAGCUGCUUAUUUCACCAAUUGCUUUUUCAUCUGAAACACCAGAAUGUAUUUUGUCAACCAAUAUUUCUCUGAGAUAAUAAAUGUGCACCGAAAUCCAUUAGAUAAAUACAGAAAAGAAGAAAAUAAGAUGCUUAUUUGUGAAGUCAUUUCCCUUCUCCAACCACUAGCCUAUACUCUUCUUCCCCACUGUGCUACAUAAGUCUGUAUGAUAGCAUAUAUUUCCAAUGCCUGGAGUCUAAAUUUGGAGACUGAAUCUGCAGCGUUAACUAGCUUCACUGUUGUUGCUGUUUUGUUUUUUAUUAAGACAUACUUCCUAUAUUUGCCUGUAUCAGAAUGCCCUUUUGGAUCACUAUCUAUUGCAGUUUUAGUGGAAGCUGACAAAAGCUAACAGCUUCUAAGAUAUUUUCUGCUGCAGAAGCACUCCUUUAAAAGCUACUUCUCCCAUACUAUCUUCACGCCCCACCCUGGCCCCUCAAAAAAACAGUUACAGUCAGCUAGUAACAGCAGCAUGCAGUUAUCACUAUUAUAACUUCUUCCUCCCCUAGUUUUCCUCCUCUUUCAUCACAUUCUUCUGCAUUUUCCACAGUUGUUAUCAGCUCCUUUCCCCUCUGUUCUUUUUGCCCAUCCUAAGCUUUUUCUGUCUCACAAUGUUCCUAAAUCUCUUCCAAAACCUGACUCUUUCCCAGCUCUUCAUCCUCCAUCAGUGCAGAAGCACAGCCUAUCAGGCUGCUCUCCUUGUUGUGAGAACUGCCAGGGGGUCUUGCUUCUUCUGAGUGGGAGACUGAAGAAGGACAGCAAAGAUCUUGAAUCAGAGGUAUGCGUGAGCUGCAUCGAAUGUCUAGAGCAUACAGUCCUUAAAGAUUUCAGGCAAGGAAAGGCACUCAAGAGACUGAAUUCUUACACUUUUGCUGGAUUGUUUAAGUUGUUGUCUAAAACAGCUCGUUAUUCCAUCUUCACUUAAUGACAGGUUUGCAGACAAAAACCAAAGACAAUGGCAGACAGCAAUGAGAUGACAAUUAACCUUGUUGUCCUUGGAAGAACUCAGACUGGCAAAAGUGCUGCUGGGAACAGCUUGCUAGGAAGCUUGGACUUUGAAAGCCAUCUCUCCCCAAGCUCAGUGACCACUUGUUGCAGCCUUGGGUACAGCUGCCGUAUUUUGGGGAUUACACGAAGAAAUGGCUGUGAGCUAGUUCUCCGCGUUCGCGUACUUGACACUCCAAGCUACCCUCACAGCAGCCUGAGCAAAGAGCAGGUGAAAGACACAGUGAGAUCUGCCCUGGCUCACCACUUCGGGGAGGAAGGUCUGCAUCUUGCUCUUUUAGUCCUGAGGGCUGACUUGCCUCUGUGUCCAGAUGAAAACGAUCAAACAAUUCAGUUCAUCCAGGAACUUCUAGGUCCCAAAUGGAAGGAUUUCACUGCAGUUUUACUUACUCACGCAGACAAGGCAGAAGAAGCUGGAUUCAGUGAGGAAGCAUAUUUGCACAAAGCUUCAAAUACCCUGCUAUCACUACUGAGCUCAGUACAGAACAAAUAUGUUUUCCUGGACAACCAGAAGAGCAUAAUUAAAGAGGAAAGAGCUACUGUCUUAAGAAAGCUCUUAAAUUUUAUAAGACAAAAUAAUUAUCGAGUACUACUUAAACAUGACAAGGAAUAAAGUUAGCUUUCAGGUGCUCAUUUGUCUAUUUUCUAUGCUAUACAACAUCUAAUAAAACAGUAGAUAAGACAGAAUUUGAAUCUUCAAGAUCCCUACCAAAUACCUCUGAAUAUACAACUGGAAAUAUCUCUUUAGAUUACCAAACUACAUGCCCUUCAUAGAGUACCUCACACUAUCAAAUCCAGAAUCCUAGUUUCAACCAUAUGAGAACAAGCUAGUACUCUAAAUUAUGCUCCUAAUAUGAGUGCAGUCAGUAAUAAGAUUUUAUGCUACACCCUAUUGUAAACUGCAUUUCAUACAGAACACAGAUCUGGAAGAAAAAAAGCACAUUAAAAAAGCUUUCCAGUAAUAGAACUUAAGAUUCAUCUACUGUAAAGGUAUUUCUUUACUUUGAUUUAAAGGUUAAAACUGAAAUUUUUGAACUUCAAGUAUUUUCUUUAAUAAGAUA